AUGGAUUUUGACAGCUGUCACCCUAUUGUCUUGCCUAAGAGUGAUCCUUUCAUCACCCUUCUUGUCGAUUCAUCGGAGUUUCAAAAUACAAUUACUAAUGAGCUGGCUGAUUAUCGAGUGGAUUGGAAAUUCAUUCCCGCUGCUUCCCCAAAUUUCGGUGGAAUUUGGGAGGCCAACAUAAAAUCGGUCAAGUCACAUUUGAUAAAAGUGAUUGGCGAUCAACUAUUGACCUAUGAGGAGAUGAAUACUGCGUUGGUUCAAGUGGAGGCGGUGUUGAACUCUCAGCCAUUGUGCCCUUUGAGCGAGGAUCCAAACAAACCUCUCGCCUUAACUCCGGCUCAUUUUUUGAAGUUGACACCGUUGACGGCUUUUCCAAUGAAGGAUGUGACCGACAUUCCCAUCAAUCGUCUCACUCGUUACGAACUCAUCGACCAGCUUGUUCAAUCGUUUUGGAAUAGGUGGAGAAAGGAGUAUCUCCAUGAAUAA
Messenger RNA from Nilaparvata lugens (brown planthopper), 486 nucleotides. RefSeq lists its product as uncharacterized. The transcript has a single exon. Lineage: Eukaryota; Metazoa; Arthropoda; Insecta; Hemiptera; Delphacidae. Gene Ontology annotation, molecular function: nucleic acid binding. The coding region runs from base 1 to 486 and encodes 161 amino acids. The record is from RefSeq and is a predicted model, not a curated record.